Sorex araneus (European shrew) is the source of this 2256-nucleotide messenger RNA. RefSeq names its product gamma-glutamyltransferase 5 (gene GGT5). Gene Ontology annotation, cellular component: plasma membrane. Gene Ontology annotation, molecular function: glutathione gamma-glutamate hydrolase; leukotriene-C(4) hydrolase activity. The record is from RefSeq and is a predicted model, not a curated record. The transcript has 12 exons. Gene Ontology annotation, biological process: glutathione catabolic process; inflammatory response; leukotriene D4 biosynthetic process. Lineage: Eukaryota; Metazoa; Chordata; Mammalia; Eulipotyphla; Soricidae. Bases 303 to 2012 code for a protein of 569 amino acids.
GUGGGGGUUAACGGCAGCGGCUCACUCCUUGCUCCUCUCUGGGAGGAAAAACUCCCCACAAACACUACCACUGGCCAGAGGCCAGAGCCAAGAGCAGUGGCUGAAAACUGGAAGUUCAGGCGUGGGCCAGCUGCCUGCGCGGGCACUGGGGGACAGCUGCUCUGCGGCCAGUCCCAAAGCCUGUCUCUGUCUGUGUGUCCUGCUGCGGCCUCGUCUCUGUCCAGUCCCUCCAUCCGCGCCACGGGCCCCUCCUCCCUCUGCCCCCCGGCCCACCUGCCCGCCCCCUCCCCGGCCGUGGAGCCAUGGCCCCGGGCCGCAGGGCCACGGUCAGCCUGGUCCUGCUGGGGCUGGGGGUGGCCCUCGCCGUCAUCGUGUCCGCCGUGGUCCUCUCCCGACACCGCAGCCCCUGUGGUCCUCAGGCCUUUGCCCACGCUGCUGUCGCCGCGGAUUCCAAGGUCUGCUCGGACAUUGGACGGGCGGUCCUGCAACAGCGAGGCUCUCCUGUGGACGCGGCCAUCGCGGCGCUGGUCUGUACCGGAGUGGUCAACCCUCAGAGCAUGGGCCUGGGGGGAGGCGUCAUCUUCACCAUCUACAACGCCAGCACAGGGAAGGUGGAGGUCAUCAACGCCCGAGAGAUAGUGCCCGCCAAGACCUCCCCGGGGCUGCUGGACCAUUGCGCGCCGGCACAGCCGCUGGGCAAAGGGGUCCGCUGGAUCGGGGUCCCUGGGGAGCUCCGCGGCUACGCCGAGGCCCACCGGCGCCACGGCCGCCUGCCCUGGGCGCAGCUGUUCCAGCCCACCAUCCAGCUGCUCCGCGGCGGCUUCCGCCUGCCCGCCGUGCUCGCCCUGUUCCUGAACAGCAGCCUGCUGAAGCCCCACCUGAAAACGUCGUCCCUGAGGCAGCUCUUCUUCAAUGGCACAGAACCCCUCCGGGCUGGAGACCCCUUCCCAUGGCCUGCACUGGCCACCACCCUGGAGACCGUGGCCAGGGAGGGCCCGGAAGCGUUCUACUCGGGGAAGCUGGGCCAGAUGCUGCUGGAGGACAUUGCCAGGGAAGACACUCAGCUGACCAUGCAGGACCUGGGGUCCUUCCAGCCUGAGGUGGUGGACGCCUUGGCCAUGCCCCUGGGGGAGUAUAUGCUGUACUCCCCGCCACCACCCGCAGGGGGCGCCAUUCUCAGCUUCAUCCUCAAUGUGCUCCAAGGCUUCAACUUCUCCUCUGAGUCUGUGGCCAGGCUGGGCGGGCGCGUGGACUUGUACCACCACCUUGUGGAGACGCUCAAGUUUGCUGAGGGGCAGAGGUGGCGCCUCUGCGAUCCUCGCAUCCACCCGGAGAUCCUGAACUCCUCCCAUGAACUGCUGGAGGAGGCUAUGGCCCGGCGCAUCCGGAAGCAGAUUGAUGACCGGGGCGACCACCCGGGCUCCCACUACAGCCUGGCCAGCUCCUGGGCCCCCCGCAUGGGCACUGCCCACGUGUCUGUGCUGGGGGAGGACGGCAGUGCCGUGGCGGCCACGAGCACCAUCAACACUCCCUUCGGGGCGAUGGUGUACUCCCCGCGCACUGGCAUCCUCCUCAACAACGAGCUCCUGGAUCUGUGCUGGAGGCACAACCCACGGGGUGCCAUCCCCGAGCCUGUUCCAGGUGAGAGGCCCCCGUCGUCCAUGGUGCCCUCCAUCCUGAUCAGUAGAACCCAGGGGGCCAAGCUGGUGAUUGGCGGGGCUGGGGGGGAGCUCAUCAUCCCGGCGGUGGCUCAGGCCAUCAUGAAUAAGCUGUGGCUUCGCCUGGACCUGCAAGCGGCCAUCAAGACCCCCAUCGUCCACGUGAACAGCCUGGGCCUCGUGAACUAUGAGCCCAACUUCAGCCAGGACGUCCAGGCGGCCCUGAAGGCGCGCGGGCAGACGGAGAGCAAGAGGCCCUUCUUCCUGAACGUGGUGCAGGCCGUGUUCCAGGAGGGCGCCUGCGUGUACGCCGCCUCGGACCCCAGGAAGCGUGGGGAGGCCGCAGGCUACUGAGCACCCGCCCCCACGGCCCCCCGCACUGUCACGCUGCUGCAGCCCGGGACGGAGCACUUGCGUGGGAUCCUGAUGGCAGGAACAGCUGGGAUGGACACCUGUGGGAGCCCGAGCCCCUCCCAGAGCCCCCCGCAGCCCUGGCCUCCAGCUUCCUCAGGCCUCUUGCCCCUGCACUGUACCCCAACGUCCCCCUCCGCUCCACAGCUGUAUGUCCCCCGGAUUAAAGAGGAGGCUGGGAGCCUGC